This is a messenger RNA of Candidula unifasciata, 690 nucleotides long. The record is from the annotation of a GenBank genome assembly. Lineage: Eukaryota; Metazoa; Mollusca; Gastropoda; Stylommatophora; Geomitridae.
AUGCAGCUAAAGUUUCUUUACGUUGCCUCAUUAAUUGCCUUGCUUUUUGUGGCUGUUGUAGUCAGUGACGAUGAUGAUGAUGACGAAUCUUCAGAUCAACAAUUUGAGGACUCGGAGGACCAAAAAAUUAACAUUGAGACGAUUUCUCCACCCCCAGAGGACUGUCAGAGAAAAUCUAAGCGCUAUGAUCGCCUGUCCAUGCAUUACACUGGUACACUGACUGCAACAGGGGCAAAGUUCGAUUCCAGCCAUGACCGGGGUCAGCCAUUUGUGUUCCAGCUGGGGGCUGGCCAAGUCAUCAAGGGAUGGGAUGAGGGAUUGUUGGACAUGUGUGUGGGCGAGAAGAGAAAGCUCAUUAUCCCAGCCAGUAAGGGUUAUGGAGAAGCUGGAGCAGGAGAUUUGAUUCCACCAAACUCCGGGCUGACAUUUGAAGUAGAGCUAGUCAGUAUUGAAGAGGCUGAGGCUCCAGUUAAUAUUUUCGAUGAUAUUGAUGCAGACAAAGACAAGAUGCUUUCAACUGAUGAGGUGUCAGCUUUUAUAAAAAGACAGGCUGCCAAAGUUGGCAAAUCGUCCGAGGAUGACAGCCAACAUGAGGAAAUCAUUUCCCAGAUUUUCAACCAUGAAGACAAGGAUAAAGAUGGUUUUAUCUCACAUGAAGAAUUCAGUGGCCCCAAGCAUGACGAGCUAUAA